Molecule: messenger RNA, 342 nt
Organism: Oikopleura dioica
Lineage: Eukaryota; Metazoa; Chordata; Appendicularia; Copelata; Oikopleuridae
Source: the annotation of a GenBank genome assembly
AUGAUUUGGGCUUCAAUAUCGCGAAUGCCUGGUGCUCCUGGAUACCGCCAUCCUCAUGCGAAAUGGGAUCUCAAUGAAUUACAGACUUAUUCGCGCAUGGUGAAAUGGCACUCGCUAGAGGAGAUCGACCAGGUGCCGGAAGAGGACCGCGUUUAUCCCAAAUGUCACGGCUACCAUAAACGAACUGUGUGCGUCUAUGGCACGGGUGACGUCGGAUGGUUGCUCCAACAAAAGCACUUCUUCGCCAACAAAUUCGACCCCAAUUACGACGACUUCGCGCUGCAGUGCCUUGAAAAAGUCCUCCGAGAUCGCGAAGUUAUCGACGCCUGUUCCAAUUCUUAG